AUGUUCUCUCCCACCUUCAUCGACUCCCAACCCAACGCAUCCAUUCCACCUUCCGAUUCUGUUGCCAUGACUUCCCAUAGUCCCCAUGGUGUCAUUCCCUUCAAUAGUGGCGGCAAUGACAGCCACCGCGACAAGAAUGGAAAGAGACCCCUGUCGACGCACUUCCCUCUGCCCUUCACCCCAUCCAUGACUCCCAUUAUUUACCCAACUACCACUAAUGGACCCAACGAUAAGGGAGAAGAUAACAAGCCGGAUAUGGACAAGGGCAAGGCAGUUGACGACAAAGAAACCCCCCAGCCUGAGCCGUUUCGGAUGCCGGACAACAGAACCGCCUUCCUCUGUCCCCACGGCCUGCACAUCUCCGAUACCAUUGCCGUCCAUGAUUCUGGCCUCAGCGAAGGACAUUCAGACUAUCACUACCUUCAGACCCGUUGUCUUGUCUGUGAUGUUAUGCGCGAGUAUCACCCUUACCAGCCUCAGACUGCCGAUCCAAUCGUUGGAGAGCAGUGGAUUCGUUACAUGGACUACAUCUGUGGUGUUCGCAACGACCGCAUUAUGGGUCAAGUUGGUGCUGCUGGGGAUGUCGCCGACAGAUGUGUCAGUCUCGCUGGGGACCUGCUCGCCCAGCAGGAGAAGUUGCUUGCCGAUAUCAGGAAGAUGAGCGAUGCCGCAGUCCCCCACGCCGAUGAUGAAGACGACGAGUUCGUGACUGACACUAGUGAGGCGCUCACUGAGGAAAAGAAGGAGGAGAAGAAGAAAAGCUUCAAGAAAGCUGUCCAAACCAAGAUUCAUGUUGAUGAAGAGGCUGCCAAGAGCGAUUUUAGCGAGGAUGGUAUCAGUGCCGCUGUUAGAACUGCUGUGGAGAGAAUGGCUUGGAUGGAUGACGAGACCCUCCAGAUGGCUUUCAAGCAUUGUAUCGACGAUGAGAAGAAGAAGGAGAUUGUGCUGAGUCCCGUUAUUGCUGAGAGACAGCGCAUUGCUGAUGAGAAGAAGAUUGUCGACGAGAACAAUGUUCUCAAGAAGCGUCAUGACCGGAAGAAGAAGCAGACUGGUAUCAUGGAUACCAUUCUUAAGAAGAGAUGUGAGGACGCAAAGAAAGACGCAGAGGACAAGAGAAUGGCUGAGGUUAUGAAUGCUUUUCUUGACCAGAGUAUUGCCGACCAGAAGGCUGAGAAGAUUCGUGUCAAGAAGAAGGCUGGCAAGAAGAAGCAGGCUGGAAUCAGCGAUACCAACGACGACAACAAGCCUGAUCCCAAGGAGUCCGGCGAGAACAAGCCGUAUGUCAGAAAGUUCCCCAAGCCGACCGGCACCGUCCCACGCUCAGGUGCGCGCACUGUCAUCAUCGCUGGUAACUCUGGCCGUAAGAGCAUAUUCGAGUUCGGAACUCGCCCAUCCAAGUAA
Penicillium antarcticum is the source of this 1401-nucleotide messenger RNA. RefSeq lists its product as uncharacterized. NCBI's taxonomy places the organism in Eukaryota, Fungi, Ascomycota, Eurotiomycetes, Eurotiales, Aspergillaceae. The record is from RefSeq and is a predicted model, not a curated record. Bases 1 to 1401 code for a protein of 466 amino acids. The transcript has 2 exons.